This is a messenger RNA of Dipodomys spectabilis (banner-tailed kangaroo rat), 800 nucleotides long. RefSeq names its product trem-like transcript 4 protein. Bases 8 to 496 code for a protein of 162 amino acids. Gene Ontology annotation, biological process: positive regulation of toll-like receptor 7 signaling pathway. The transcript has 4 exons. Gene Ontology annotation, molecular function: signaling receptor activity. Gene Ontology annotation, cellular component: cell surface. NCBI's taxonomy places the organism in Eukaryota, Metazoa, Chordata, Mammalia, Rodentia, Heteromyidae. The record is from RefSeq and is a predicted model, not a curated record.
GGGUAGCAUGGCCUGGGGGUGCCCACUCCAGCUGCUGUACCCUGUGCUCAUGGUACUCCUGGCCUCAGGUUCCCGGGAUGCUGUAGAGGAGGUUCAUGAGGCGGUGGGGCAGACCCUGUCCGUGCAGUGUCGGUACCCAGCCAUGAGUGGGCCCUACGCAGCGAAAACCUGGUGUCGGCGGACAGCUAUAGAACACGGGUGUAACAGAAUGGUCACCACCUCCCGGCCCCGGACGGCAGCCGAGGUGUCCCGAUUUACCAUCUGGGACGACCCGGGGGCCGGCUUCUUCAUCGUCACCAUGGCUCAACUGCGAGAAGAGGAUUCUGGAGUUUACUCGUGUGGAAGCUACAACUCUUUCUCCGAUGAGGUCACGGCGUUCAGAAACAUCAGCCUAGUGGUGGCUCCAGUUCUGACGGCUUCUCCAUCGGAGACCACCGACCCUUCCAUCCUUGGCUUUGAGCACAGAGACAAAGCAAACACCACCAGCCAAGGCUGAGAACUCAACUCCAGGAUUCACUCCAGGACACUGUGAAGUCAGCUGACCCAGGGUCACCAUCAACCAGAAGUCACACCUUACCAACCACGUCUGGAAUCCCCAGCUCCAGGGGUUUUCUAGAAAAACCCACCUUCUUCACCUGAGAGGGGGACUAUACUUUUGCGUUGACAGUGUACAGUCCUCCAUUUUGCUUGGCAAAAUUAACAUAACCUUGACUUCCCUUUCUCCCCCAAACUGCUGUCAUUAUUUGUGAAUUGGACUUGAAUCCGGGUGACUGACUUUUCUGGUAUCAGAAGAAUCAUUG